ACUUUUCAUCGUAAUAUAAGAAAAUGAUGCAUUCAGAUUUAUAUUAUAUUUUUUUGUAGAAUGGUGAAAAGAAAUUUCAAUUUAUAAUCUCAUUAAUAUUCAAGUCUCUCAGUACUUACUACUAACCUAAUUAUAGUGGGUUAAACAAAAUUUUAUAUAUAAAAAAUGAAAGUGUAACUAAACUAAAAAAAAAAUCUGAUACAAAACGAAGGGUGUACACGUAGUAUAAUUUUGUUGUAUAAAAUCUGUGAAACGGUCGUUCCCGUUGCUUUCUGCAAACACCAAAAUCGAAGAAGGAGAAGAGAAUCCAGAUCUCGUCUCCAUUUCGCCCACACUAAUUCCUCUCUUUCUCAUUUCUCAAAGAGUAGUUGAAAAUGGGUCUGUCUUUCACGAAGCUGUUCAGCCGGUUGUUUGCUAAAAAAGAGAUGCGCAUACUUAUGGUGGGACUCGAUGCUGCCGGUAAAACCACCAUUCUCUACAAGCUCAAGCUUGGAGAGAUCGUAACCACCAUUCCCACCAUAGGGUUUAAUGUGGAAACCGUGGAAUAUAAGAACAUCAGCUUCACUGUCUGGGAUGUUGGGGGCCAAGACAAGAUCCGUCCUUUGUGGAGACAUUACUUCCAAAAUACACAAGGACUGAUUUUUGUGGUUGAUAGCAAUGACCGAGAUCGUGUUGUGGAAGCAAGAGAUGAGCUGCACAGGAUGUUGAAUGAGGAUGAGUUGAGAGAUGCUGUGCUUCUAGUUUUUGCAAACAAGCAAGAUCUUCCAAAUGCUAUGAAUGCUGCUGAAAUAACUGAUAAGCUUGGUCUUCAUUCUCUUCGUCAGCGUCACUGGUAUAUCCAGAGCACAUGUGCCACAUCUGGUGAAGGACUUUAUGAAGGACUUGACUGGCUGUCGAACAACAUUGCAAACAAGGCAUAGUCAUUGUUAGUGGGUUGCAUGAAGUUCAGUUGAGUUUAGCGAGUGUGACUUCCGAUGUUUGAUGUGGUUACUCUGUUUAGAAUUUUAUCUGCUCUAGCAUGUAUUAUUUGUCUUGGAAAAAGAACAGAUGUCUACUACCUAAUUUCAAAAUAAUUUGCAUUUUUUUUUUUUCGUGUAUAAUCAAAAAAGCGUUGUUUUACCAUUGAUUUGUGAAGUCAAUUUAAUCAUUGAGAAAGAAAGCCUUUACAUUUAUACCUAAUAUAUGUACUACAAAAUUGUCUACAUUGUAGCCAGGGCAGCAUGGCACGUUUGAAAAUCACAAACAUCUGUUAUUGCUU
Messenger RNA from Abrus precatorius (Indian licorice), 1258 nucleotides. RefSeq names its product ADP-ribosylation factor-like. Gene Ontology annotation, cellular component: cytoplasm. The transcript is spliced from 7 exons. The record is from RefSeq and is a predicted model, not a curated record. Gene Ontology annotation, molecular function: GTP binding; GTPase activity. NCBI's taxonomy places the organism in Eukaryota, Viridiplantae, Streptophyta, Magnoliopsida, Fabales, Fabaceae. Gene Ontology annotation, biological process: vesicle-mediated transport; intracellular protein transport. Bases 375 to 920 code for a protein of 181 amino acids.